This is a messenger RNA of Botrytis cinerea B05.10, 1099 nucleotides long. It is a transcript of the gene Bccox16, whose product is annotated as Bccox16. Bases 142 to 489 code for a protein of 115 amino acids. NCBI's taxonomy places the organism in Eukaryota, Fungi, Ascomycota, Leotiomycetes, Helotiales, Sclerotiniaceae. Gene Ontology annotation, biological process: mitochondrial respiratory chain complex IV assembly. The transcript is spliced from 2 exons. The record is from RefSeq and is a predicted model, not a curated record. Gene Ontology annotation, cellular component: mitochondrial inner membrane.
GAUCGGCUCACCUGUCGUAUUGCGACGACAAGUACGGUACCUCAUUAAAACGACUCAAAAUUUUCGGGUUCUCAAUUCCACUGUUUCUAACAUUUGCCAUUGGUUCUGCGGACAUCCAAUUUCCUCCAGGGGAAUCAUAAAAUGGCAGUCUUUGGAAGCAAGAAGUUUCGCGGAGCGGCAGAGUCAAAUACCCUCGCCGCAAGGUAUCGCAGCGCUUUAGCCAGACAUCCAUUUGCCCUCUUCGGUUUACCAUUUAUUGCUACUAUGGUAGCUGGAUCUUUCUUUCUUACUCCUGCCACAGCUAUUCGAUACGAGAAACAUGAUAAACGUGUGCGAAGAGUAAGCAAAGAAGAGGAGCUAGGAAUUGGUAAGGCUGGAAGGCGAGUGGAUAUGAAAGAAGAAUACUAUAGACUCGCCGCGAAAGACUUAGACGAUUGGGAACAAAAGAGAGUCAAGAGACUUCCGGGUGAACAUGAUGGUAAAUUAUAGGGUGAUAUUUGUGAAGGAGGAAAAGAGAAAGAAAGAGAGGUCGCAGAACUAAACUCGAUCUCGAACUCGAAUACUUGCACAAAUUUUGGCUCAACUGCUUCGAGUUGUGUGGACUUUAAAAAGAUACUUCACCAUCUCGGAUGACAAUAUGAGCGAUAUAAAGUCAUGACCAAAUAAUAAAGACAUCGUUAAAACAUAUACGACGACGUCUUAGGUAGUAGGUCAGACAUACUUGAUUGGAGGAGAUCUUGAUUAGAUCAAGAAAAAUCAUUUCACUCAUGUUUGAAUUAGGAUACGAGUCAGAAGUCAAUCCAUAGGUGGAAUAUGAACUUCGAAUUUAGUUCGCAAAUCACAGGAUUUCCGAUCUAUGUUGCAAUCAUCUUUUCGUUAUGAAUCAUUGAGUUUUCAUGGAUUUUCAUGACUUUUCACUUUGUCUGGAUUACUUAUGUCAGUCGUUUGCUGUCUGUUAGACAUGCCUGCUUUCGACGUGAUUCAUUCUACCUAAACUGUCAGAGCCAUCAUGUUUUCGUGGUCAAUUUAAGCCGUCCACGUCCACAUUGCAAUAUACGCUCUUUCAAGCACGAUUCGCAAAUAUAUUCCAUCUAGCGCA